Porites lobata is the source of this 10334-nucleotide messenger RNA. The record is from the annotation of a GenBank genome assembly. Lineage: Eukaryota; Metazoa; Cnidaria; Anthozoa; Scleractinia; Poritidae.
AUGUUGCAGAGUGGAUCACCUACAGGUAAUUGCAUACUCAUUAAACUAUCCCUCGUCUUCAAUUUUUCUCAAUUUUAAAUUCCAUAUGCAGUUCAAAACAGAAUCAAAAGCCUGAUUAAUUUAAAAUAACUUUUAAAAUUGAAUCAUUUAAGCUUAGGGGAAAAAACAAACCUUUUAAAAGAAAAAGGUGAUCGCAAUGUUUGGCGCCUUUUACUAGAGGUCAACUCUCACUCAGUUCAUACGUGCCGUGAUCAAAGCCAGUGAUCCUAAAGAAUUUUUUUGCUCGCUUUGCCUCUUUUGAAAGAAACUGAAAGAGUAGGGAAAACGAGGAAGUUACUGCUAUUCAGCACUAUUCCUGUAAAGCUGAGGCGGUUGCAUUUGGGAAGGAUUUGAUUUACACUUCCUGUUUAUCUGAAACUGUCAGACUGAUUACAUUCUUCUAAGGCCCACAUGGGACGAAGAAAACAAGGAACGCCAGCGGCUGAACUUUGCACAAAAAUAGAAUGUUACAUCCUAAGGAACCAUUGUUUAACACUACGUAACGUAGGAGAAUGAAAGAGAGUUGAAUGAUGCGUGUGUGUGUGUGUGUGUGUGUGUGUGUCGGGGGUGGGGAAGGGUAAUGUUUGCAUGGCUUACCAGCAGAACUUGAGAGAAUAAUCAUAAACCUUUAUGUUAGCCGUGGCCCGAGUCACCUCAAUUAUAAGUGAAGAAAGAGUUGAAUUUGUGUUUGCUAUAAUGAAGAUUAAGGAUCUGGAGGUCUGGGGUUCAAGUCGCGUUGUUUCCUUAGACAAGGCACUUUGUAGCCUGCGUAGCUGGCGGUAUUGUGUGGGUGCGGGAUUUAAGUUUUGGCGGCGGAGCCGUGUUCCAAAAAAAGGGCGUAGGGACGAGGCGGUUGAAAUACCACCUGCCAGAAAACCCCGGUAUUUUGAAUAGUCCGCACACCAGUGUGCGGAGAAGCAAAUUGGUCCAGGGCCAUACAUAUGUAAAUCAUGUUAGAUGAUCGUUCGCAUAUAUUUCCCAAUUAAGGGAGCAGAUGUCUGAUGGCAUACUGGAAAAGACGUAAUUGAUUGUGGUUUCCCCUUUAAAAAGAGCAUAAUUGAUGACCAAAUUGCAGAAAUGGCGUCAAAUCUCACUCGACUAUAUUACAACGGCUCCGCCGCCAAAUCUCACUCGACUACUACACAAUACCGCCAGCUACGCAGGCUGGGCACUUUGCUCCACUUUGUCUCUCUUCGCCCAGGUGUACAUAUGGGAGGGUCUCAAUGAGGUUAACCGAUAGGCGUAAAACGGCCAAAAAUUUAGUCGAUAGCCGUAAAAAUUGAAAAAUUUUAACCGAUAGCCGUAAAUAGGAUAUCGCGCGUUAUCGAUGGCUGCCCCCUUUUUAUGGAACAGUCUUCCUCUGCCAAUAAGAUAGGAAACAUCAAUCGACUCUUUUAAACGCUCUGUUAAAACAUAUUUAUUUAAGAAGGCUUUUAUAGUUAGAUUAUUUACUUAAUUAUUUAUUUAUUUAUUUAUUUUUAAAUAUUGUAAUUUUACCGGGUACUUUUACUGGUUUUUAAUUUAGUUAUUGAUAAUAUUGUAAUGCGCUUUUGAGUAUUUUUAUAGAAAAAGCGCAAUAUAAGUAUUAAAUAUUAUUAAAAGAGUUAACCGUAAAAGAAAUUGUUCCCUAGAUUUGCUACUUUUAAGCCGGUACUAAACUCACUUAUGGUUGCGUUUUUUAUUUCCCGGCUACUGCGGCUCCGUACGCACGUUAGGUAAAGCGUCUUUUAGGUGUUGACCAAGACCCUGGUUCCAUUUCCGCCGCUCUCUCGGGGAACUAAUUUUUUUUCCAAAGCGAAAGUGUGGCUUCUUGCUGGGGAUUAAUAUUUGCGAUUUUCUGGAGGUCGUGCCCUCGAAACACUAGUGAAACAACACGCAGAGAUGUCACUGUUUGUAAAACACGUUGCCGAUAAACAACAUUUCCCCGUUUUUCUCUGAUGCUACGAUAGACAUUGCCAUGCCUACUCCCUGUACGGCGUCUUCCCACGCAAUCUCGGUCAAGGCAUUUCGGUGGCGAACUCGCUUGGACCAUGUGACCCAAAACGCAUUACGCGAAAUAACGAGGCCUACGGACAAGGCAACGGCUGACAGUGGUUCCGUACAGUACUUCGCUAUCAUUAAAAACACUGGACACUGGAAUUUUGUUAUUGGCCGUUUUCACACUGGAGCUAGAAACGGCCGGAUUACCCGUCUGAGACUAGCCUGUGUACAGCCGCCCCCUUCCCGACAGACAUCCUUCUCCGAUUUUUUUUCUGAGGGGAGGGGGCGGCUGUACACAGGCUAUCUGGAACGGAUAAUCCCGUCUUGAAACUGUCCGUCGAAAUUGAAGGAUAAAGUCAGACGGAUUGUUCACUCAAAAUUAAAACGAUUCCAUUUUCAACUUAAGACGUAUUACCUAUCUGACGCGAAUCAUCAAACGGAUAACCUGUCUCACACGAAUAAUCCGUCCCUAGUGUGAAAACGGCCAUUUCUGUUGUAAUGAAUGUCGCGUCCCGACCUUGAGUUUGGCGUUCAAGUGUGUGGUUUGCUUUUUCACAAAGAUUACUUUUAAAUUGACAAUUGACAUUUCUAUGUGUAAAAUAAUAUUAAAAGUGGAAUACUUUACAAAAAGCAUGAUCUAUCAAAUGUUAAAAUUUUUCAAAAGAAUAGCUUAUUUCACAUUCGGAGAUGAUCUUAAGACCUUUAUUUUGCUUUAAAGGUACAAAAAAUACAGGUUAAUUAAUAUUUCACUUUUUGAAACAAAAGAAGUUAAUUUUUAACUUUCUUGUUAACCGUAACUGAAAAAAUGCCACCACCCCAUUGAGACCCUCAUAUGGAUACCGGGGGGGUACUCCCUAUAAUGGCCUAUACGGGGAGGCUCCGACCAAAAGGGGUACCUUUUUCAGGCCUUAGGUAUAUGAAAGGGUAGGGAUUUUACUCGUUGAAGUAUACAAAAGGGUCUGUGAAUGGGCCUAAAAGGGCUAACAGAUGAAUUUUAUAGCUUUAUUAAGACGAGAAAAAGUUCUACUUUUGUGAGUGAUUCUCAUUUAAAAGACAGUGCAUUUCUUGACAGCAGUUAAAAGGGAUGCAAAGUUCUGGACAAGGUACGUAAGAGGGGUACCACUUUGUUAACAGAAGGUAUACGAAAGGGGUACCUUUUUCGUAAAAAAAUGAUAUAUAAAAGGGUAAGGGGUUGAACCUCGGGGCGGAGCCUCCCCAAAUGAAAAUUUGUUGAGUAUCCCCCCUCGCUGCCAUUUUUAAAACUCUUAGCGUUGAUUUCCAGUGUCGUGUAAUUUUUACGUGCGUACAUGAGUAAAAAUUACGUUCGCAAAUAAAAUAGAGGCAAUGCAUGAAAGGUCGCUCGUAAGCGUAAGAGUUGAACCUCGCUCAACUUUUCGUUUAAUCUCAGCACUUUUAUCUUUUCUCUAUUUUAUUUACGUGAUUAAAAUUUACUUGCGUUAACGUGCCUAGCCAAAAACGGGGCAGUGGAAAGCAACCUUUAGAAACUUUUUGAAGCGUUUCUAUCAAUAAAAACGCAAAUCGCAACCCAGGGUCGAACCUGGACCUCGAACCCGGACCUUUCAUACCCUAAUCUAUCUCUUACCACUACACUACCACACCGACCAGCUAAAAUUCCGAAAAAAUUAAGUACAUACACUAGCAAACUGUUUUUCUCAUGUUACAUCAAUAACAGGUGACCUAUCCCUUUCCAUAGUUUUUAACGUAAAUUCAACUUGGGCUUCAACGUCGUUCUUUCUAAGGCUAUUCAAAAACGUAUUAUUUGCCUUGUUAUAACUUAAUCCAGGGAAUCAAGAGAGGAUCUUGAGGGAAUAUAUUACAUCCAUCAUGAGUAAAGGCUUGGUUACCAAUAGUAGUAACGACCGGUUACAAAAGGGAACUAAGCACCGGCGACAUGCAUGCUGCUCACAUGGGGGUAACCCUGCGAUGGAUUAGCAAUACUCCUAGGCAUGCAUGCUUCAUGCUAAAAAAAAAACCGGGAUAAGCUCCGGUCGUUUGGGGCUUUGGCUCGUGUGCGCCUUUACUUUUACCAUUUUUGGAGAUCAAGAUCCUUGCUCUCAAAGAACAUAUUUGCUGAUUACAUUACAUUUCAGAUGCACACAUCCGUCAAAAACGCCAUGUGCAAAACAAGGAUUCAAACGCCAGUGAAAACUUCACAAGGAAAGAAAUUGAAAUGGCCUGUACAAUUCAAUGUCCGAAAGGAAUCAGGGGACGCCGGGGCAGGCCUGGUCCUCCAGGCAAGCUUGGUCAGCCAGGGCCUCAGGGAAAUCGUGGCAGACCUGGUCCCUCAGGCAAGCAUGGUCCACCUGGGCCCCAGGGACCACAGGGGCCUAAAGGUUCUCAUGGAGAUCAGGGGCCUCCUGGACCUAGGGGCGAUCAGGGCCCUAAAGGACCCAAGGGUGAUCCUGGUGAAUCCAUCUCAGCUCCUUCUAUUGUGACAUCCCUGGUUUCCACGGUAGUAAACGAAACUGAUGUAGCUUCACUGCAGUGUGAGGUUAAAGGAAAUCCUGUUCCUCAAAUUACAUGGCUUAAAGAAAAUACCAGUCUUCCAGCCGACAAACGAAUCGUACAGUCUCGUGGAGGAUUAAUGAUUAAGGAUGUGACGUCACAAGACGAUGGCGUGUACACGUGCGUAGCAAGCAACAUUCUUGGAUUCAUAAAAAAAUCGGCCACGUUAACUGUCCAAGGUAACAUGCUCCUCCUUUGUUACUUACUGGAAAAUUCAUGGAUUAGAAGCUAUUAAUGAGAAAUCAAAUUCCAUUACAUGAUAUACUUUCACCUUAAAAUUAAGCGUAUUAAUAGUCAACGAUGCCUGUUAAAUUCCCCAUAAACAAUUGUCAAUAUCCCCUGGCCACAGUCUACUAAUGAUAAUGAGUCUUGUAAAAAUGCCUGUUUUAUGCGAAUAGAGCGGUAAUUGGGCUAUAAACCUGAAUGCAACUUCGACUAUAGUGUCCUAUAUACCUAAUUAUACAGGAGGGAUUCUACGCAAGACGAUUUGGAACGAUGAUUUUUAAGGCAACAAUGCUGGCACAAUUCGUAGAAAUUUCCCCGCAAUGUUGCAACGCUGUAUUGCACUGAAAAUUAGCGUUGUGAAUCGUCCCGUGUAACAUCGCUCAGGAGAAAAUAAUGCGACCGAAACUGUUAUCGGUAGAUUUUAGGUUCGACUCUAAUCAAGAGAACUGGAAAACGUUUUCCCAGAAUACACUCUUUUUACUUGUAACUUGUUAAUUUUUUUUUUUGGCUUGUUAUAUUUCUUCAUUACUUUACACAGUUGCUGCCUUAAUCAAUCAAAAACCCUCGUCCAUUGUUGCUGAAGUAGGCGAAAACGUGACGUUGCAGUGUAAAGCUACAGGUCUUCCAAUACCAACGAUUACGUGGCGGAGAGCGUUUGGUUCAUUGCCUAAAGGGAAGACUUCAGCAACCGAUGGAAACUUGACAAUUCGUAACAUAGCUAAAACUGACAAGGGUGAUUACGUGUGUUCAGCAAAGAAUUUUCUCGGACAGGACUCCGUUGUUGCUCAAUUGAUAGUGAUUGACAGGCUCACAUUUACCCUUACUCCUCCCCGGAAAGUUACUGUAACACAGUCACGCAACUUGUUGUUAAACUGUGCAGGUCAAGGUAACACUGAGAUCACGUGGAAGAGAACUAGAAAAGGCUUACCUCACAGCCACUUGAUUUAUUCAAAUGGAACUCUGCUCCUCAGGAGCGUGGUUACAAACGAUGCCGGAACAUAUACUUGCGUGGCCAAGAACGCACUUCGUUCUGUCAAGACUACUUCUGUUGUUGAAGUGUACAACAAACCUUUGUCCUGUAGCAGUAUAAAAUCAGGCCACAGUGGAAGCUCUUCAGGUAAUUAUAUUAUUGACCCUGAUGGCAAAGGAGGCGUGGCUCCGUUCAGUGUGUAUUGUGAUAUGAGUGACAAGGGAGGAGUUGGCGUGACAAUCAUAAGUCACAACAGUGAGAGUAGAACUCAUGUGAAUAGCGUCAGUCCUGGAUGUCGUAGUCCAGGAUGUUACAGGAAAGCUGUGACUUACACUGGAGUCAGUACAGCUCAGUUGGCAGAACUCACUGGAGUCUCACAGAACUGUGAACAGUUUAUCAAGUUCGAAUGUAACAACGACGUAGCUUUUAUUGAGAAUAGCUAUGCCUGGUGGGUGUCACGUGACGGAACACGUAUGAACUACUGGGGUGGAGCUACAGGCCAUACCAACAUGUGCGCAUGCGGAGUAGCAAACUCUUGCAGAGGAGGUAAGAAGUGUAACUGUGAUUAUCAAACCACAAUAAUUGGCUGGAGAGAGGACAGCGGUCUACUAACAGACAAGACUUCUCUACCUGUGACACAAAUCAGACUGGGAGACUUGGAUAAUUCGCGUGAGGAAGGUUAUCGCACAGCAAACUCAAAUGUUAUGGACAGGUUUGAUGAACUUAUUUUGCUACAUACAAGGCCCGUUUGUCAGAAGGAAUUUGGCUUUGGAUCAGUACUUAGUCGGAAGUUAUUUCUGUAAAAAUACGACUUGAACGCUACAUGAGAAGCUGGGCUAAUGAUUAUUCGUUUAAAACACCUUGGAACUUUAAAUUGAAAUUUUAUCGACCUUUCUUAACCUUUAAGUCCCAAGAAUGACCAACAGCAAUUUUCUUCCAUAAACAUAAAUUUAUCAUCUAGGGAAAAAGUUAUGAAACUUUAUCAAUUGAUCAAUAAAGAAAAAAUGCUUCUAUCUUUUAUUAAAUUCUCUCAACUAAUCAUUAGAAAAAUGUUUGGAGACAAGUCAGGAAAAUUUGCAUGUGCAUAUUGGAGCUUCGGGGUUAAAGAGAGAAGAAUUUUUUUAAAGGUCCAGAUUUAAAAGAGAACAGUUUUAAACAUCGAUCACAGCGCAUAGAUUUUACAACAAAUACAAUACUUUUAAUCAUUUGCAGUUAAUUAUUACAAACCUAGCGCAAAGAUUUUACAACAAAUAAGAAUACUGUCGAUCAUUUGCAGUUAUUACAGAACUAGCGCAUAGAUUUUACAACAAAAAAGAAUACUUUUGAUCAUUUGCAGUUACUACAGAACUAGCGCAUAGAUUUUACAACAUGUAAGAAUACUUUUGACCAUUUGCAGUUAUUACAGAACUAGCGCAUAGAUUUUACAACAAAAAAGAAUACUUUUGAUCAUUUGCAGUUAAUUAUUACAGAACUAGCGCAUAGAUUUUACAACAAAUAAGAAUACUUUUAGUUAUUUAGCCAAUAACCCAUGGGCUCCUAGUAUAGGGGAGCGAAAUCAAAAUGAGGACACCUAUCUAAUGCGCCAUUCACACUAAGUAAACAUGUUUAACUAAGCCAGGUUUUGAAAAUUGAAAAAUAUUCACGGAAAACUGGAACAGAGGUUUCAACACAGGAUUCAAGUUCAACAAGUUUUGUAAUUUGCACCGGGACUUAAUUCGCAAUCAGUUCAAGUCAGUAAGCAGCUUUUAUGAAGGAAACAAUUUUAAACUAUGUUUAACUAAACAGCUUUUAAACAUGUUUAAGCUUUGGUGUGAAUGGGGCUUAAGAACCAACUAAAAACUAAAUAGCAUAGAAAUAAUUACAAUGAAAGGAAGAAUACGUAUAUAAAAACCCUAUGUUAUAGCAGGAGCCGAGCUACUGGUUAUAGCCGAAUCAAAUAAAAUACACCCAACAAUAUACCCUAUUAUACCCAAUUAUUUUCCCUACUUAGGCAGCUAUUUUCGGUUACAAAUUCCUUUGUUCUUUAAAAAAAAUAAUCUUCGCAUAAGCCUCUCUUUACCUUCUUGAGGAAUACCGUAUGUACAAGUAAAAAAAACUUUAGCUGAUAUUUGGAAAUGUCCGAGGAACAGGAAAAUGUGUUGAAGAAAGACUGUGUGCAGGUGGGAAUGUUAAAAGGUUGUGAAUAUUUGAAACGAAUUUUUAAAAUUUUAAUGAGAUAAAUAUCACAGAACAUUAAACAUGAUAAACAUGUGUUAGAGCAGUGUUCAUCACUCUUUAUCAUCAUCAUCGCUCAUCAUCAUCAUCGGUCAUCAACAUCAUCAUCAUCAGGUAUUAUCAUUAUCAUCUUUAUCAUCGCUCACCAUCAUUCCUUAUCAUCAUCAUCAUCAUCAUCAUCAUCCCAGUGCAACGGUCUUAGAACCUUCUCCCUUUAGGCUACUCUAUCUUUAACCCAAAACUAACUGCACACUGAGCAAAUACAGCACAUACUGUGGGUUUCUCGCACUUUUGUAACAAAAUGUUUUUUUUCUUUCACUGUAACACAUUUAAAAUUUUUAUCAUUGCGAAUUGUUAAGAGCAAAUAACUCUAAACCUUACAAGAUUGACUAUUGAGAUGAUCUGAAAACUUAAAAAUCAUCUUCGUGAUUAAGCCGGGUGCUGUUUUACUGACGUCAAACAUCACAUAGCAUGUUGUGAAAGAAAAUAAUUAAGGUUAUAGAUCAGUGCAUUUUCAGUAAAUUGGAAAAUAGCCAACAUUGUCAGCAAAGAUAAGGUCAAAUGGAGGGAGUUUAUAGAAAUAAAAUCAGAGAUUCGUGAAACAUCACCGCAAUCGUACCUUCGUAGAAUGCAAUAACAACCCCGGUCGUUAACAUUUUAGUAAUAUUUUUGCUCAAUCUUCGUUUCAUGGAGAAAUCAAAGACGCGCCCAGUCUCCAACUACGUGAAGCUUUCAUCCACGAUAUUUUCAAUCUCUCUCUCAUUUUGUUUCGCGGCAUUGAUUCACGUCGAGAUUGAACUUCAUUCUCAUUGUGAAACACUUAAAGUGUUAAACCAAGAAAGAGAGAACAACAUCGAGCUACGAAAAGUCGUCGGUCGUCAUGAAAAUGUUAUGGAUUCUGUGUUGAAGAUGUUGCAGAGUGGAUCAUCUAAUUCUAAAGGUACUUGUGUACCCAGAAAUAAAAGUUCCUUCGUCUUUGUUUUGUAAUUUUUCGAUCUAAGCGCAAAUAAAUAAAAAAAAUGAUGGAAAGAUAAAUUUGCAGUCGCUUGAAAAUUCACAGAAUUACAGCGAAAGUGUGAGAAACCAGCUGUCAUUUUAAGAAGUCUAAAAAAGCUAAGUCAUUCCAGUUUGGCUGCUGUUGUUUGGUAACAUCACAGAAGCGACAACCUAUCAUUGCAUAGCGCAGUUUACGGGGAGUAAACGUUGUUUAUAAAUAUUGAGAUAGUAGUCGUAAAUUUUUUUUAUUUGUUCGAUUUAAUUUUUUGAAAGAGUAGUUUACAGUCCCCUCUUUUCCCCCGCCUGGUGGAGAAAUGGAGAUUGCUGUUUGAAAGACUGGCUGCAGAAAUGAAGAAUUCACUUCCUGUGUAUAUAUGAGCGUAAUCCAUAACAUGCUAGGAAUAACUUAAACAAACAUAGCACUUAAGACGAGAAGGAGCGAUCUCAGUCGAUCCUGCACAAAAUAGAAUACUAUGGGCGCGAUCCAUUCAACCAAAAUUUCCGGAAAUUUCGGUCCAAAACUCAAUGGAUCGGUUCGGUCCAACCGGAAAAGUUUCUAAAAAACAGGUCCACCUUUUGAGGUGGUCCUCUUUUGCCGGUCGGACCGGUCUGAAUUUUGGUUGAAUGGAUCGCGCCCUAUAGUUCUAUGGCCAUUCUUUUGGACUCUACUAAAGGAGAUAAGGUGUGAAUAAGGCCGCCUCUUAAUACUCCCCAGACGUAACAAGGGAUCGAGACUGAAGAAGAAGAGAGUAGGAUGGGGAGGGGGGUUGGAUUACAAGCAUUGUUUUACAGUGUAACCACGGACGGCCGGACCUUUAAACGCGACGUCUCCAAGUGGCGUAGGUGGCUCGCAAGCCGCGCCCAGAUUUUUAGUGAACGUGUUAAACCAUGGGCUCAUGGUUAAACUCGUGUUUGCUGAUUAGUAUAAAGAUUCUCGUAAUCAAGACACUGACACGCUGGCUUUGCUAUAUUUCAGAUGUAAAAAUUCGUCAAAAACGCCGUGUACAAAACAAGGUUUCAAACGUCAGUGAAACCUUAAGCCGUGAUGUCGUCAGGAAAGAAAUUCAACUGGCCUUACGGUAGCCUGGCCUGUACAAUUCGUUGUCCGAAAGGAAUCAGGGGAAAACGAGGCAGGCCUGGUCCCUUAGGGAAGCAUGGUCCGCCCGGGCCACAGGGACCACAAGGGCCUCAAGGCACUCAAGGAAUUCAGGGACCUCCCGGUCCCAAAGGCGACUAAGGUCCUGAAGGACCCAAAGGGGAUCCUGGUGAUUCCAUCUCAGCUCCCUCUGUUGUCUCACCACCGCUUUCUAUGGUGGUUAACGAAACUGAUGUAGCUUCACUGCAGGGUGAUGCUAAAGGAAAUCCAGUUCCUCAAAUAACAUGA